UUUAUCCCUGGUCAAACACGCCCUUUUUCUUGGAGACGGAGCGGAUCUGGGAACUUCGCGUGUAAAUGGACCAAGUUGCGUUUAAAGUCUUGAAACUGAAACAGAAUAGUGAAUGCCCUUCAAAAGCUGCUUAAAGUGAGAAGAAAUAACCGUCACCAACAGGAUUUGAAGCGGAACUUUUUUUGUAUGUUGGAACGAGUAGGCUAUUAGCCGACUUGUAAAAAAAAAAAAAAAAAACACUUGCUACCGGGAGUUUGCGGACCCAGCCGUAUGGUGAGGGAAAUCCAGUCGUCGCCGGUUCUCCUGACACCAACUUGGCAUUUGGUAACCUGGUGACCCACCGGAGGGCUUGAGAUGUCAGGCAACGACAGAGGCAUCCGCGCGCUCAGGGAGCUUCUCCAAAAGCCAGGGAAUCAGGCCUGCGCUGACUGCGGUGUGCCCGGUCCAGAAUGGGGCUCCUGUUCGCUGGGCGUCUUCAUCUGCCUGGGCUGCUCUGGCAUCCACCGGAACAUUCCGGACAUCGGGAAAGUCAAGUCGCUCACGCUGUCCCGCUGGGAAGACUCGGAAGUGCAGUUCAUGGCAGAGAAUGGGAACGCCGUGGCCAAGAGCCGGUACGAGGCAGCGGUGCCGAUCUACUACUACAAGCCCACUCACAAAGACUGCCAGGUCUUGAGGGAGCAAUGGAUCAGAGCCAAGUACGAGAGGAGAGAGUUCACGGAGGCUGGGAAGAAGCUGACCUACGAGGAGGCAAUCCGGGAUGGCAUGAUGAUGAAGAGGGGGCGGGACAACGGCCAGUUCCUCAGCCGACGAUUCGUUCUCUCUGAGAGGGAAGGAUCAAUCAAGUACUACACAAAAUAUGAUGCUAAAGAACCCAAGGCAGUGCUCAAGGUGGACAACAUGAACGCCUCUUUCCAGCCAGAGAAGAUCGGCAACCCCAACGGCCUGCAGAUCACAUACCUGAAAGACUACAGCACUCGCAAUAUCUUUGUCUACCACGAGAACGGCAAGGAGAUAGUUGACUGGUUUAAUUCUAUUCGAGCUGUGCAGCUUCACUACUUAAGUGUGGCUUUCCCUGGAGCCACAGAUGCUGAGCUAAGGCCAAAGCUGACCCGGAACUUUCUGAAGGAGGGUUACAUGGAGAAGACAGGCCCCAGGCAAACCGAAGGCUUUAAAAAGCGCUGGUUCACCCUGGACCAUAGACGCCUCAUGUACUUCAAAGAUCCACUGGAUGCCUUUGCCAAAGGUGAGGUGUUCCUUGGCAACAGCGACCUGGGCUACAGCGCCAGCGCCGGUCUGCCCGCCGGCACGCACUGCAACGGCUCCUGGUACUACGGCAUCACCAUAGUGACGCCCGAGCGCAGCUUCCUGUUCACCUGCGAGACGGAGAGCGAGCAGCAGGACUGGCUGAGGCACUUCAACGACGUGCUGAGCUCACAGAUGUCCCCGCAGGAGUACAGCAUGGAGGCUCUUUACAAGUACAAGCACUGAUGAAGCUGGACCCCCCCCCCCCCCCCCCUUCCUUUCAUCGGCUGUGUGCAAGACUCAACCAGCUCAUCGUCCUUGACCUUUAACCCUCAGGGGUCCUAGCAAAGGGUGAACUGUGUAUGAGCCAAUCUGGUGUAACACUACUGAAAGCUUUAUUUCAUGAACACGUCAUUGUUAUUAUAUUCAACAGCCCAGGGCUCGCUAUACACUAUUACACUAUAAGUAUUUUAAGAGUACUCUAUAGUCCAUUGUCAUUCAAAAAGGUGUUUUAUACAUUGUGUUGUGGUAGAUUUUUGUCUUAUAAAAUCAUGGCUGGGAACAUAUAGACUGAGUAACAGAUGAUGUGUUUUCUUUUUAUUUUUUCACAAUUAUUUGUCUUUGGUCGCCACCUAGUGGUGAUUUUAUGUCCACAACUUUCUAUUUUUUGUUUCGCACUGUUGUGGAAGGUGACUAGUGAGUAAAACCAAAUCUUGAACAAAGCAGCCAUUUUUGUUAGAUUAUCUCACAUGAUUUAUGAAUUAUGCCUCUAAUGUUAGUGUUGUAUGCCUUUAUUGUGGUUUUGUUUGUAUCUUGUUUGUGCCAGAGCUCACCAUCAGUAUAAUGUGUAGAGGAGAACAGGUUGGUGGGUCUCACACAUGGAGUCUCGGUUUAUAAUAAAAGACUAGUUUCUUUGCCAUGUA
Molecule: messenger RNA, 2165 nt
Organism: Sardina pilchardus (European sardine)
Lineage: Eukaryota; Metazoa; Chordata; Actinopteri; Clupeiformes; Clupeidae
Exons: 11
Coding region: 355-1488 (377 amino acids)
Biological process (GO): positive regulation of GTPase activity
Cellular component (GO): intracellular membrane-bounded organelle; cytoplasm; plasma membrane
Molecular function (GO): phosphatidylinositol-3,4,5-trisphosphate binding; GTPase activator activity; phosphatidylinositol bisphosphate binding
Source: RefSeq, a predicted model, not a curated record